Clavispora lusitaniae ATCC 42720 is the source of this 2517-nucleotide messenger RNA. RefSeq names its product LicD family protein. The record is from RefSeq and is a predicted model, not a curated record. Lineage: Eukaryota; Fungi; Ascomycota; Pichiomycetes; Serinales; Metschnikowiaceae.
AUGAAAUUUCGCCGAAUCCGCUUUUUAAUCGUUACCGUUUUCCUUAUUUACGGUAUCAGUCUCUUCACACUAAGGUAUUAUGCAGCUCACGAAGACUUGAUACCGUCUAGCUUAAAGGAGACCGACAUAGAUUUCGGGAGCUUGUUUAGUCUAUUUCAAGGGAAAGAUUCUUACUCAUUCAACUUAUGGACCGACAAACUUUUUGAUCGUCUUAUUGCAGAGAGAGGUGAUGAUGAUGAUUUUGUGAGGAUGGCCAAGUUGCGUGUUGACCCUUAUAUUCCAGAAGAACGUGACUCCAUCGAUAUUCCGAAAUACGUCGAUAGCGAAACCGACAAUCCCCACAUGGUUCCCUUUGAUCCAAGGCUAACGCUCGGUAUCAUUUUGAACGACUUGAAUACACAGCUAACUAGUGUGAACACAACUGAAGAUUUGCGCCUUGAAGUGUUUCACUGGAGUGACUGGACAGAUUUAACUAUUCUUCAUGAGCAGAUGUUAGUUGCCGGCUCCAAACGGCAUACCUGCUCUGAUUUUGCCGAGAAUGCAAGACCUCCGCUGUUCAAGUUCAAGGACUACAUGGAUGUGUCAGAGUUUUGUGUAAACGACGUUGAUCUCGGAAAUAUAAUUCAAGACAUGAGCCCAGAAGAUCCCAUGAGAGCUCAGUUGCAAAGCAUACAAAAGUCACCGUAUAGACUAGGCUUUCAUAUUACCAAAUUUGGUGGCCGUGUUCCUAAGCAAGACAGGAUCCUUCAAAGUGCAGCAUACUUGGCCGAAUUCAUGCCUCCCCCAUUGGCGAUAGUGAUGCUUCUUCCUUCCCAAAAUCAGAACUCCACUCUUUUAAAAAUGCCCGUAAAUGGCGACUUACUGGCACGCACCAAGUUGGUGGAUUCAGAGCUAGCACGUCUGGUUCUUCGAAAGACUGAAAGGCUUACUCUUAGCAAGGAGGUCGCAGGUGUUCAACUGCGUCUAAACACAAAGUCCGCACCUAAAUUUGUGGAAUUCAAGCAUAUGAAUUCUGACCUAUUCGAAGACAAACUGGCAACGUAUCAUGGACAACUAAUGGGGGAAGCAGAACUUUCACCGAGUUUGCUUAACUACAGAGAGAGUCUUAAUCUUUCUCUUACGACUGAACGUCCGUCUAAGUACUUUGACGAGGCAAAAUUUGUUAAUUCAUUCAAAGACUGGGCUAAAGGCAACCAUUACGACUGGCGGUUUUUCAAAGAAAUUCUAGAUGAAAAAGAAAUGAUGGUGCCGCAUCUACAUGCGCUUCUACUGGCAUGGCUUCGAUUUGUGGAGUCGGCUGGUCUCAACUCCUGGGUAGCUCACGGUUCCUUGCUAUCAUGGUACUGGAAUGGAGGUAUUUUCCCCUGGGAUCUGGAUAUCGACGUUCAGAUGCCUAUUGAUGACCUUCAUCGAUUGUCACGAGACUACAAUCAAACUAUCAUAGUGGACUUUGGGCUGGAUCCAAACAAGGAAGUUAGGACAGGUCGGUUCUUCUUGGACUCGAGCACUUGGAUCAGUCACAGAACAAGCGGCGAGGGCCUUAAUAAUAUUGAUGCAAGAUUCAUUGAUUUAGACUCCGGGCUUUACAUUGACAUUACUGGUUUGGCUGUUAGUAAUACUGUUGCACCUGCGAGAUACGAUGGUCUCAUUCCAGAAUCUCUCAAAAGAGCUGCUUCCAAGGUCACAAAAGGAGGGAAACUGGGAUCGGAUAUUGUUCCUGAUGAGCGUGAAAUAGAGCGGAAUUCGGAAGCCAGAUUGUACAAUUGCAGAAAUAAUCAUUUUCUGUCAUUGCGAGAACUCUCUCCUUUACGUUUGACAUAUGUGGAAGGCAUUCCAGCACGCGUUCCAAACAAGUUUACGGAAAUUUUACAAACAGAAUAUGGUGAAGGAAGCACAACAAUGCAAAAGUUCAAAAAGUAUGCUUUCUUCCCACGUUUAUCUUUGUGGCAACCACGGAAAACGUUUCAAAAAUACACUUUGAAAUCAAAGAAGCCCGAGCCAAAACUAGAUUUAGGUGAAGAUCUUGACCUUGCGGUCAAUCAGGUUGAUUCAGUUUCAGUGUUCCAUCUCAACGAUAGAGAUUACCUUGAAUUGUUAGCCGAAGAACCAGAAGUCUUAUUGCAGUAUAUUGUCUCGCGUAAUGUGACACAAUUCCAUAAGCAGGAGAUGGUUCUAUUGCUGGAGGGCAGAAACACGGGCAAAACCAUAAUUUCUAAAAGAGGCAAGUUGCUAUGGAAUUUUGGGGACGUUUUCCGGGACGUUAACAACAUCAAGGCAAUCACGAGAAAAACAGAUUUCAACAAGCAAGUAGAAGAGCUUCAAGAACAAGUUAACAAAUUCCGAAGUGGCGAAUCUGAAAACCAGUAUGGGGAAAAAGAGAUUGGUGAUUCGCCCAAGGAAGAAAAGAAGGCGGGAGAUGCUAUAAGUGAACCUGAGGAUCCUCCAGAGUUGAUGGUGGAACAAACACAGGAAAUGGCAGAUAAUGCAGACAAGGCUCGUGGUCAGGUGUCAGGAUGA